Molecule: messenger RNA, 1392 nt
Organism: Lycium ferocissimum
Lineage: Eukaryota; Viridiplantae; Streptophyta; Magnoliopsida; Solanales; Solanaceae
Product: protein ENHANCED PSEUDOMONAS SUSCEPTIBILITY 1-like
Exons: 2
Coding region: 42-1388 (448 amino acids)
Source: RefSeq, a predicted model, not a curated record
CAAAACCCCUUCUCCUUCUUCCUCAUGACCUUUCCUUAGAGAUGGAAGAAGUUCAAAUCAUCUCCACAUGUUUAGUUGAAGCAACAUCAAAUGAAUCAAUCUUUGACAAAAACACCCCAAAAGUUUCUAAAAUUGAUAUGACACCAUGGGAUUUACGAUUCCUCCUUCAUGACACUAUCCAAAAAGGUCUCCUUUUCUGCAAACCAAAAGAAGAAAUUAUUCCCAAAUCAUCAUUCAUUGAACAUUUAAAAAAAUCACUUUCUAGCACUUUACACUUUUUUCCUCCAUUAUCUGGCCGUUUCUCCACCGUUAAAAACGCCAACGAUACAGUUUCUUUCUUCAUCAAUUGUAACAACGCUGGCGUGGAAUUCACCCACGCAGUUAGUCCAAAAUUAACUGUUUCUACAAUUCUUGAUUCUACACACGUACCACUUAUUGUUCACCAUCUUUUUCCACUCAAUAAGGUUCGUAAUUUCGAAUGUGUUACUAAGCCUUUAUUUGGUGUACAAGUAACUGAGCUAGUUGAUGGUUACUUUAUCGGGUGCAGUAUGAGUCAUAGCUUAGCAGAUGGUACUUGUUUUUGGCAUUUCUUGAAUUCUUGGUCUGAAAUAUCUCGUGGGUACGAAGUUAUUUCCAAGUUCCCAGUUUUACAACGUUAUUUUCCCGAGAAAAUGAAUCUUCCAAUUCAUCUUCCCUUAAAGCUAGAUGAUGAAAAAUUGUUUGAAGUAUUUGAAGUUCCAACUUUGAUGGAGAGGAUUUUUCAUCUUAGUAAAGAAAGUAUAGCUAAACUCAAAGCAAAAGCAAAUUAUGAAAUGGGUGUUAAAUCGAUUUCUUCUUUACAAGCUUACUUGGCUCAUCUAUGGCGCUCUGUUACUCGUUGUCGUAAUCUUGAUGCUAAGGAAGAAGUCAUCAUUAACCUUAUCAUAGGUGCGAGAUCAAGGCUAAAUCCUCCUCUUCCAGAAGGCUAUUUUGGAAAUGCAAUUCAUGCCAAGCAAGUCAAGACAACUGCAGAAGAGCUACUAGAAAAUGGACUAGGAUGGGCUGCAAUGCAAAUGAACAAGACAGUUAUCUCACAAAACUCUGACGAAGUGGUGAAAAUGUACAAAGGGUGGGUUGAAAAUCCAAUUUUAUUCACUAAGAACUCAGUAUUUGUGGGGAGUAAAUUAAGAAUUAGCAGUUCACCAAGAUAUAAUAUUUAUGGUACUGAUUUUGGUUGGGGAAAACCAGUUGCAGUGAGGAGUGGGAUGGGAAAUAAAAGUGAUGGGAAGAUUACUUUAUUUCCUGGUAUAGAAGAAGGGAGUGUGGAUAUUGAAGUUUGCAUUUUGCCAGAGAUUUUACAAGCAAUGGAGAAUGAUCAAGAAUUUAUGGAAGCUGUAACUAAGACUUAAGACU